GGCAGUUCACACUCGUGCUAUACUGUCCCGCCAAAGUACACUUGAAAAAUUGGAGAGAUUUGUCAGCAGAGGUCAAAUAUAGUCGUGUGAUGCAGCUAAAAGGAGCUAUACAACUGGAUUCACACUUUAGAAUGAAGAAGUGAGGCUCCAGAGACUGCAGUGAUGGCCGUCCAGGCUGGCAUCCAGGUUUGUGAGAAGUUCGUGGCCCCUCUGCUGAGCCCGAAGAGCCCGCGCAGCCCCCUGUCCCAGAGGCACGGGCCUGGUCUGGCAGAUGUGUUCCAGUACGACCAGUGGCUCACGGUCCGACAUGAGGCCACGCUGGUCCCCAUGCAGGAGGAUCUGGCCAUCUGGCUCACAGGCAUGCUGGGGGAACACGUGAGAGCGGAGUUUUUCAUGGAGGAGCUGAAUAACGGAGUGAACUGUGAACUGGUCCGAGUGCUGCAGACCAAAGUGGCCCAGAGCUGCCCCUCCGCACUCGCCAAGCUCUUUCCCAGAAAAGUGGCCUGUAAACACAAUGCCUCUCCUGGUUCAUUCUUUGCUCGGGACAACACGGCCAACUUCCUGUCGUGGUGUCGAACGAUCGGAGUCGAAGAAACCUACCUGUUUGAAUCUGAGGGCCUGGUACUGCACAAAGAGCCACGCCAAGUUUGCCUUUGUCUGCUCGAAAUUGGACGGAUUCUUCUCAAAUAUGGUGUAGAGCCCCCGGUGCUGGUGAAGCUGGAGAAGGAGAUUGAGUUGGAGGAGACGCUGCUUUUGGACGAAGAGCCGCCUCCCGCUGUGAAAACCUUCAGUGUGUGCUGUCAACACGGAGGCCUGUAUCAGGCCGAGGAGGCUGGUAUGGAUGAACCUCCCUGUAACUGCGCCAACAGAGUUUCCAUUGAGUACCUGUCCGAGGGCCGCUACAGGCUCGGAGACAAGACCAUCUUCAUCAGAAUGCUGCACGGUAAACACGUGAUGGUGCGUGUGGGCGGCGGCUGGGACACUCUGCGUGGGUUCCUCAUGAAGUACGACCCCCAGCGUGUGCUACAGUUCACCACUCUGGAGCAGAAGAUCCUGGCGUUCCAGAAAGGCCCGCCCAGUGUAGGACACAACCAUAACCACAACCACCAUCACACCGGGACCCCCGCGCCGCCGCCUCCUCCGCCCGAAAUGGACCCCCUUGCGGCUGUCAAUGACCUCAUGUCCUCCACCUCUUCCUCCUCUGCGUCGUCAUCGUCUUCCUCUACCGCACCCUGUAAACCGCCGCAAACGUGCAGAUCCUAUGCCAACUCCCCAGCAUGUACACCGACGUUGCCCAGAAAGAAUAUGGCUCCCGCACCCAAAAAAGUCCUAAAUAUGGCCCCCAAGAAGCCAACUCAGCUCCCACUUCCAAUCACCAAAAAUGCGUCGUCUUCUUUGCCGUGUACUCCAAAGCAGACCCCCAGCCCGAGCGGUACAGUCCAGCGCAGAGCCAUGACGCCGUCCCCCGUGCUUUCCAAUCCGUCAUCUAGACUCAAACUUAGAGCAACUCCUCGCAACGGAGCACAACCGAGGAGUCCAGUUUGCCCCGAACCGUCCUCCAAAUGCCCGAAACCUUCAAGUCCACUUACCUCUCCAACAGGUGUCCCUCUGCCACGCCCUGCCACAGCCCCCGCCCGCGCUAAUGCUAACACUGCUAACAAUGCUACGGCUAAACCACCCACGGGCGCUAACCAACGCUCUCGUUUAGCCCAGCGCCGCCCCGGGUCCCCAGCCUCUCGUCUCCGUUUAGAAGCGACGAGAAGAGUUCGCACAGCCCAAAAUCGAACACCUACACCCAGUUCCAGCUCCAGAGCAGCAUCCCCGGCCCUAAGUACCUCCAGUAAAGCGAGCGAUAUCCAGGCUAAAGCUAAAACGCCCACGCAGAGUAAGCUAACGGCUAAUGCUACGCAAGCUAAACCUGUUGCUAAUUCGCACAUACCGACGCCAGUUCAAGGGCGGGUCCCUGCCACUGGCAACACAAGUCCCAAAUCUACUCAGAAAACCGUUACAGAGUCAAAAUUGGCGCCAAAAGCACAAGCUAACACUAACGCUAGCAAUAACAAGGCCAAGUUCGAGCCGGAAAAUAUUCCAAAAUCAACCAUUCCUAAAGCCAUCAAGACGGAAGCAAACGGAAGCAAAAAACCCACCCAGGGCAAAUCCAAAACCGAGGAGCCAUAUUUUGAAAUGAACUCCAAAAGAAAACAAAAAAAAUAGAAAUUUAAACCAGCCGGCUGGUCUCUCUGCUCCUUCCAAACCCAGCAGCACUUCUCAUUUUAACACUGUCAUUAACAUAAAUCUAAUCUAGAGUAAUAAUAAUCAAUGUUUGUUUUGGAAAUUUUGUAUGUUAUUUAAUUGUUGCUUGUAGUUUUUUAAUCGGAAAGGGUCGAUCAUCUAGUUUUGUUUUUUGUUUUCUUUACAGAGCUCAUAUCCAAGUUUAUGGUUAACACUAAUCUCAUUGUUUACAUUUUUAAACUUUUGUUACAGCCAUUAAUUCCAUUUAAAAAACACUAACCUCAGUGAUAACUGUGUAUUUCAACACAUGAUUUAUGCCCUUUAAAAUAACACCACCAUGAGUUAACAUAUCUGUAAUGGAAACCAAAGGUUUUGGAGUCUGGAGAGGUAUCUUCCAAUGGUAAAUGAUCACACUACAUACUCUGUGUUUAUUAAUUAGCCUGGUCAGUAAAACCCAUUUACUUUGCAACUCUCUUCAUAGCAAUCUUUGUUUAAUUUCAACCAAAAGUAACUAUUUAUCUACAAGGGGCUGUCUUGAUGCAGUGCCUUUACUUCAGCUUUAUCCGCCUUGGUCAGUUGAUACUGGGCCUUGAUUCAAGCAGGUCUGUCAACAGAAAUUUGUUGACAGACCUGUUGACUCCCCUGGAUCUAUGUAAUGCAAUUUUUAUGAUCAAAAACACAUUUUCUUCUAAUGAAUUUGAAGAAUACUAUACAAACAUUGCAAGUUCAUUUAAAUGCAUUUGAUUCAUUAUGAUUUCCAUUACAAGUUAUUUUUUGAGGAUCUUUUUGUCUCUCUGAUUGCCUUUUUGCACACAGAACUAGUUUCUUCUCUAUUACUUGAUGCUGUCUAUAUCCUCAAAAUCCAAUUUCUUAUUCAAAGUUGUACAGGAUAAAUAUUACAAAAUACAAAAUUGCUGGCCAGGCUAAUUAUAAAUAUUUUUAGGUGGAAAGGUUCAUCUCAGUGGUACCAGACAGUGCCAUGAGAAACCAUUUUGCCAUUGUGCCUUUGACAGAAAUGGGUCAGAAUUUGAGAAUGUAUUGGACUUUUUGGUGUAGGGGGAUUUAAAAUGGCUUUCAGGAUCUUUAUUGCACACUGUGCAUAGGCACUCUAUGGAGAAAGGAACUACUGAACUCAACCUCGCUCUGCCCUCUAGUGGCUGCAAUAAUGUUACAGCAUAAUCUACUUUUAGGACUUUUCUAUGUUUUUGUGGAUAAAGUCUCUAGUUUUCUAUGUAGUGUUGGUGUCUGUGAGUGAAUACAUAAAUAUGAAGCAGCAGAUAAAUAAUAUUAUGAGGCUUUUUCUUGGCACUUUAUAGAAACUGGUGUUCGUCACGGUUGAAUGUCGUUUUUCUUGUCUUUUUUGUCCAGUUUUUGAUGUUUAUUAAUAAAUGGACAAGUGUUUUAAAUCAGA
Boleophthalmus pectinirostris (great blue-spotted mudskipper) is the source of this 3643-nucleotide messenger RNA. It is a transcript of the gene gas2l3, whose product is annotated as growth arrest-specific 2 like 3. Gene Ontology annotation, cellular component: actin filament. Gene Ontology annotation, biological process: actin crosslink formation. The record is from RefSeq and is a predicted model, not a curated record. Gene Ontology annotation, molecular function: actin filament binding; microtubule binding; cytoskeletal adaptor activity. NCBI's taxonomy places the organism in Eukaryota, Metazoa, Chordata, Actinopteri, Gobiiformes, Gobiidae.